Messenger RNA from Zootermopsis nevadensis, 593 nucleotides. The record is from RefSeq and is a predicted model, not a curated record. Lineage: Eukaryota; Metazoa; Arthropoda; Insecta; Blattodea; Termopsidae.
ACGUCCGGACGGCCGCCGGGACGGCUCUGCAUGAGGCGGCGCUGUGCGGCAAGGUCGAGGUCGUUCGGACUCUGCUCGACGGCGGUGUCGACCUGGGCAUUCGUAACUCAGAGCACAGCACAGUGAUGGACCUUCUGGGGCAGUUUCCGGCCCACGUCACGCACGAUAUCACUGCCAUCAUAAAAAAGUAUCAAGCCUCGGGGUCUACCUCGGCGAUGAGAGACAGUAUGGACCCUGAAGACCGGGACGGUGUUGGGAAUCCGUUACCUCCGAUCCCUGUACCUGACUCCACUUUGGGAAGUCCGUACGAAAACGUGCGACUGGUCAGAGGCGGUGGACGGCUAGCACUUCCUGGGGCAGGCGGUGGUCCGGACUCCUCGUCGCCCAGCACUUCCCCGACCCACUGGGAGUUCUACCACAGUGCCAAGGCGCGACAGUUCAGCAGUGGAGACCCCAUGUCAGUGGCGUCUGACAGCGGGGUGUACCAGACCCCACCCGCGCCCAAAUCCCUGGACUCCAGCUUCCUGUCUGACGACGUGUCGCUGUUCCACCAUCAGCGGGACCCCGACCAGAUGAGUCUGUCGUCGACAGCC